Messenger RNA from Podospora pseudopauciseta, 1188 nucleotides. RefSeq lists its product as uncharacterized. The coding region runs from base 1 to 1188 and encodes 395 amino acids. The record is from RefSeq and is a predicted model, not a curated record. The transcript has a single exon. NCBI's taxonomy places the organism in Eukaryota, Fungi, Ascomycota, Sordariomycetes, Sordariales, Podosporaceae.
AUGAAGAAGACACUCCUCCUCUGUUUCAUCCACGGCUUCAAGGGUAACGACCACACUUUCGGCCCCAACCAAGCCUUCCCAACCCACCUCCUCUCCCUCCUCCGCCCCCUCCUCCCCAAACUCAACCUCGAAUUCCUCAUCUACCCCACCUACGAAACCCGCGGCGACCUAACCGAUUGCGUCAACCGCUUCCGCGACUGGCUCCUCAACAAGGUAAUCGACCUCGAAGUCUCCCUCGGCACCCCCUCCCCCACCGUCGAGCCCGGCGUCCGCGUCAUCCUGAUCGGCCACUCCAUGGGCGGCAUCGUCGCCGCCGAAACAGCCAUCUCUAUCGCCUCCGAACAAGCAAUCAACGGCUCCAUCCCCAACAACGGCAACUCCCCCGACCAAGGCAACAUGAAAGCCCCCCUCAACUCCCUCAUGUUCCCCUACAUCCAGGCUGUCCUCGCCUUCGACACCCCUUAUCUCGGCAUCUCCCCCGGCGUCGUCGCCCACGGGGCAGAAACGCACUACUCCAAGGCAGCAGAAGUGAUGGGUCAACUAAGCGGCCUGGCAUCGAUAUGGGGCGGUGCUUCUUCCAACGCAGCCAAAGAAAACCACCACCAACAACGACAAGCUCCCCAAAAAGCCAUCGAAGCCCCACCAUCCACCCAGAAACAACAACAACAACAACAACCAGACCAAAAACCACAAACCGGAGGAGGCGGGUGGGGAAAAUGGGGGACCCUCGCCCUGGCAGCCGGAGCAGUAGGCGCAAUAACCGCAACAGGAGCGGCGGCCUACCUCAAGCGCGAGCAGAUAACCCAAGGCCUCACCUGGGCCACCUCCCAUCUCGAAUUCGUCGGCUGCCUCGCCCGAAAAGAAGAACUUCGAAAGCGGGUGGCGUACAUGAUGCGCCUCAACAAGGAGCUGAACGUCGGUUUCGGGAACCUCUACACCCGGCUGGGGAAAAGUGCGGGGGCUCUCGAAAAGGUCAGCAUGGUCGGCACAGUGCUGGGAGACGAGAGGACGUUUUGCGUGGUGCCGCAGAGGGAUCAGGCCGGGGAUUGGCGACCAGCAGUUAACGACAAGGCGAGGGAUGAGACUUGGGCGCACAUGUGUGAGUAUUCUUCCAGUUGUGAGAUCCAAACGAGGGUGGCUAACAAAGACGACAGCAAUGUUCGAACCAAAAGAGAAUCCAGGAUAUGA